AUGGCUGAGAUUCAAUCAUCAACCAAAGAGCCUGUCGGUACCCCGCCCACCUCGGAUCCUGCUGCACCCCAGCAAUCCCAGAAGCGAGGACCUUCACUGCAUCAGAUCUACGCCCUUCCAGCGCCGAUCCGAACAUUUCCUCUUCCGACCUUUUAUCCAAACAACCCCGUAUCCUUCUUCCAUGUCGCAUACGCUUGGUUAGGCCAGCUCUGGUCUCCGCCUCCGGCGGAACCGGCUGCUGUGCAUCUUGGAGUGUGGUCUCCUGCUACGUCUUCGGUCCAUAUCACGGAUGAAGUCUCUACUAGAGCCCUGUGGGAGCAAGGCUUCUAUGGAAAGGGUAGUCUUAGUCGAAGUGAGCCGAACUGGCUGAAGCGCGAGAAGGUCAGACAAGGUCUCGCGGAUGCUCACGUCAGCGAGAUCAUGACCGUACAAAGACGAGAAGAGCGUAUGCGCGCCAAGUGGGAACGCGCUCGCCUUGAACAAGAGGCAAUUCGUCAAACGAGACUCGAGGAAGCUCAGGAAGCUGAAGCUCGAAAGGCCAAAGCCCGUGAAGCCAAGGAGCGAGAAUCGCGGGCCGAGGAGCCAACCGAGAUUGCGCAGCCCAAGCCCAUCAAGCCGAUCUCCAUCCCUACGCCUUUGCCCGUCUAUACCUCACCGGUUAGCCCGGGAGCGCUUUUGGCUCUCCCCAACUCCCCGGCGGACCUUGCUCUUGCUACAGCAGCGGCUUCUUCGGACAGCCUUGCCAAUGGCAAUGCUAUCAAUGGAGACGCCCUGUUCCCGGAUGAGCACUCGUCCACCAAUGGGUCGAACGGGGCUGCUACCAAUGGCAAGAUUUCUAUUAACACUCGCGUGUCGAGCUCGAGCCUGUCGACCCAAUCAGACGACUCGAAGCCGCUGAAGCGACGGAAGAGUGUUCGGUUUUCGCCUAAUGUCGAAUCAACAACCUUCCGGCUUGGCGAUCCCCCCAGCCCCCAACACGCAGCUGCGAAUGCGAAGCAGAACGGGUUGGCGGAUGUUAAUGCCGCAGCGUCGGUCUCGCUCAACGGGAAUGCGACCACUGCCGAAGAGGCAACUGGCUCUGGCUCUGGCAAGGAACGCGUGAUUAAGAACAUGGAACACCUCCAGCUGAUGCCAGAGGAAGCCUUCUUUCUCAGUUUCGGCCUGGGCGCAUUGGUAGUCAACGAUCCUACCUCAGGUAGCCGAUUGUCUUCAAUGGAGCUUUUGAGGCUGUUUCGGCAGUACUCGUACUUUCCACCCCGCGUUGAGCCGGAGGAUCCCGCCCUGCAGCCCGACGACAACUUUCUCGUUCACUAUGCUGUCUACCACCACUUCAGGUCAUUGGGAUGGGUGCCACGCGGGGGCAUCAAGUUUGGUGUGGACUGGUUGCUCUACACCCGAGGCCCGGUGUUUGACCACGCCGAGUUUGGCUUGAUUGUCAUUCCGUCGUACUCGGAUCCUCAAUGGAAGGAGUCCGGGAAGCAGAACCCUCGCAAGUCCUGGCAGUGGCUGCAUGGUACCGUUCGAGUUCUCUCCCACGUUACCAAGAGCCUUGUGCUGGUCUACGUGGAUAUACCACCCCCUCCCAAGUUUGAAGAGGCUCUGGACAAGGGCAUCGCCGAGGCUUUCAAAAUGUACAAGGUUAGAGAGGUGAUGGUGAAGCGAUGGUCCAGCAAUCGCAACAGGUAG
Molecule: messenger RNA, 1686 nt
Organism: Fusarium falciforme
Lineage: Eukaryota; Fungi; Ascomycota; Sordariomycetes; Hypocreales; Nectriaceae
Product: TRNA-intron lyase
Exons: 1
Coding region: 1-1686 (561 amino acids)
Biological process (GO): tRNA-type intron splice site recognition and cleavage; tRNA splicing, via endonucleolytic cleavage and ligation
Cellular component (GO): tRNA-intron endonuclease complex
Molecular function (GO): nucleic acid binding; tRNA-intron lyase activity
Source: RefSeq, a predicted model, not a curated record